UGACAUGACAAUGUCUUAGAUAUAAUGAAAUUAUUUUUAAUGUGUUUUGGGACUAUUUAGGUAAAUUCGAAACGACUUCAGUGACUUGGAAGUCCCGUCGACACGGGACUUCCGGAGGAAAUUUCUGAGUAAUGGAAAAACCUGUACGCUAUAAACAAAAAAAUAAAAAACCAGCAUCAAAACCUAAAUCUGCUAAAAAACGAAAGUCCGAUGGCCCGACAUGUUCAAUGUUCCUGGCUGAACUAACAAGAAGACUAGCACACAAAAAGAAAGCUGAAGAAGAAUCUUCUAAAACCAUCGUCCAAACAAUCGUUGACAGCAUCACAAAUGCCUUACCUGUGGUAUUUACAAAGAAGACACCACCAAGAAAGGAAUCUCCAACGAAAAUAGAAACGUUACAGUCAUACGCACCCGAACUCAUACCGAAUGAUACCAUCGACAUCCCACGACCUGUUCUCAGUUCGUCCAACCUACCAUUGCUAAAUGAGACCCAGAUUUUAGCGUCAGGUUUCAAAAUCCCUAAGAUGCCCUUCGUUAGCAGCGAAGUAUUCAAGCCACAGGCUUCUAAAAAAGCUAAACCAGUAACUGAAGAUAUGGCUGUAAAUACUGGAGGUGAGACUGACGUCGCCAGUGAAAUCGCAAAACACGUUGGAACUUUGCGAAAGAUAUCUUUGAUUGCUGAAGAAUUUAAUCAAAAAACAGCGAAAAAUUUAAAAGAAAUAGUAGAUAGCGUUCAAGAAGAUUUAAUGAAAAAGUUGGAAGAAAUACAAGCGGAACAAAGAGCUCUGAGUACAGAAAGGCAACUCAGUAUAGACGGCCGUCACGAAACAAUGCAAUGACUUCUAAAAGAAUAAACAAUCAAAUCAUAAUUAUGUCAUCUGUCAAAGAUGGAAAUGUUAAACAUUUAAACUCAAAAUUUUUGUUCUAAACAUUUGUAAUAAAAACGAGUAAUCACACAA
Molecule: messenger RNA, 959 nt
Organism: Danaus plexippus (monarch butterfly)
Lineage: Eukaryota; Metazoa; Arthropoda; Insecta; Lepidoptera; Nymphalidae
Exons: 5
Coding region: 132-839 (235 amino acids)
Source: RefSeq, a predicted model, not a curated record